Adineta ricciae is the source of this 603-nucleotide messenger RNA. NCBI's taxonomy places the organism in Eukaryota, Metazoa, Rotifera, Eurotatoria, Adinetida, Adinetidae. The record is from the annotation of a GenBank genome assembly.
AUGGCAAAUGCGAUUAUUCCAGCUGCGGCAUCAACUGUUCUGCCAUUGGUUGUAACUAUACCAAUAGCGAAUCAAGAUAUGGUAAAACAAGCGUUCAAUUUACUGGCAAAUCGUCGUGUAAAGCAGAGUGAAGAACAUUUCGUUAUUUCUACUGAAACAAUUGAUCAUGCCGAUAUGAAAGAAUACUGCGAAUUACUUCGUGAACAAUAUAAGAAUGCGGAUAAAGAAGUACAUGAUUAUCUUUCACGAUUACAUUUAAACAAGGAGGGUACACAAGUAGCAAAAGCGAUUAUCGUUGGUACCAAAAACGAAUUUUCGAUUUCACUUAUCGCAGUAAGUCGACAAAAUCUCAAUGGUAAUGAUGAGCAUAAGAUUCUAAUGGCUUCCAUGAAAAAAAAAGUGCAUAUGUCAGCAGCGUGGAAUCUGUUUGCAACAUUGUUUGGUAUUCCAACUAAUGAACAAAAGGAAUUAGAGAAUAUCGUUUGCAAGCUAAACAGUGAAGAUAGUAAGAAAUGUCUUGAAGCGAUGGUUUUACAAGCAUUGGGAGAAAAAAUUCAGCAAUUCAUGGGUAGUAAUGUGGAAGUUCGAUUUAUCGAAAAUUAG